AUGUUUAUGAACAGAAAAGCAAAAAUAUCACAUGAACAUUCAAUAAAUGAAAAAGCUGAAACGCCAAAUAUCCAUGAAAACAAAGCACAACAAAACGAGAAAAGUGAAGGAAGAAAAGUUUUUCGCUUUACUUCUGUGGAGCUAAAUGUGGAGAAUGUGGCAACAACAAAAGCAUUGAGAUUAAGGAAAAUUUCUCAUUUCUGA
This is a messenger RNA of Clunio marinus, 204 nucleotides long. Lineage: Eukaryota; Metazoa; Arthropoda; Insecta; Diptera; Chironomidae. The record is from the annotation of a GenBank genome assembly.